Messenger RNA from Poeciliopsis prolifica (blackstripe livebearer), 1078 nucleotides. RefSeq names its product zinc finger protein 511 (gene znf511). Lineage: Eukaryota; Metazoa; Chordata; Actinopteri; Cyprinodontiformes; Poeciliidae. The transcript has 6 exons. The record is from RefSeq and is a predicted model, not a curated record. The coding region runs from base 102 to 965 and encodes 287 amino acids.
UGCUUGAGUGACGUCAUCUCCCCGCGCCAAAUUCUAACCAAAACAAACGCAGAAAACCGUUCGGCUGCCAAGGAUUCAACAAAGUUAAGCAGACGUCUGUCAUGUACAUGAUGCUGCAACCAGACUUGGUCCAGUUUAUGGCGAUGGGAGGAAGUCAAACUCAUAACGGCGACGAAGAAGAGGGUUUUAGACGAGCGGCGGAGUUGCAGGAGGAGGGAAACCCAUUCACCUUUAAUCCGCAGCUCCUCCGUCUGCACAGAGACCAUGAGCUGUUUGAGGAUGGAGAUGUUUUCAGACACAUGUAUCUGCAGGACCUGUUCAGCUCAGAGGCAGAGGAGCAGCCAGCGCCCAGUUUUUCAGAGUUUGGCUGUCACAUCUCUGGCUGUCGAUCCGUCUUCAGCACACUGGAUGAGUACGAGCACCACUACAAUUCCCUGCACCGACACGUUUGCUGCUCCUGCCGCCGCUCCCUGCCCAGCGCCCGGCUCCUGGACAUUCACAUUCAGGAGUGGCACGACUCACUUUUCACCAUCCUCGCCCAAAAACAAGACAUGUAUUUGUGCCUUGUGGAAGGCUGUGGACAGAAGUUUAGAACAAGUCAGCAAAGGAAGGACCACCUGAUAAGACUUCACAAGUAUCCACCGGACUUCAGAUUUGACAAAAACAGAAAAGAAAAAGGAACCAGAGAAGCAAGCAGAGAGCAGAGGACAGACACGGCCAUGGAGGCAGCAGACGAUGUUUGUCGGUCGGAGGGUGUGUGUGAGGUUAUGUGCAGCGUUGAGUCCACCCAGCUUGAGCAGGAGGAGUCCAUGGAGACGCAUGCAAGCAGUGAGGAAGCUGCUCAGACCCCAGAAACAAACACAGAGCAACUGAAACCACAAUACUCCUAUAGGGUGCCUAAAACUGUGUGUUUUGGUCACGGCUCAGUCCGAGGCUUUAGAGGCCAGAGGGGCAGAAGGAAAUGAAACAGCAUCUGACCAACCCAAUGCUGGCUCUCUGGGUUUUAGGAUUAAAAUGUGAUGCACUUUGUUGUUGGUAAUUCAAUUCAAUAAAAGUUCUUUUUUGCAUUUUCAGAUGA